Messenger RNA from Pipistrellus kuhlii (Kuhl's pipistrelle), 1119 nucleotides. RefSeq names its product insulin like growth factor binding protein 7 (gene IGFBP7). Gene Ontology annotation, molecular function: insulin-like growth factor binding. The record is from RefSeq and is a predicted model, not a curated record. Bases 39 to 887 code for a protein of 282 amino acids. Gene Ontology annotation, cellular component: extracellular region. Gene Ontology annotation, biological process: regulation of cell growth; regulation of signal transduction. The transcript is spliced from 5 exons. NCBI's taxonomy places the organism in Eukaryota, Metazoa, Chordata, Mammalia, Chiroptera, Vespertilionidae.
CCCGCGGGGCCCGGCUCACUCGCGCUCCCGCCACCGCCAUGGCACCGCCGCCCGCACGCGCCCUGCUCCUGGGAGCCGCCGGGCUGCUGCUCCUGCUGCUGCCCCUCUCCUCUUCCUCCUCUUCGGACGCCUGCGGCCCCUGCGCGCCGGCCUCCUGCCCGCCGCUGCCCCCGCGGGGCUGCCCGCUGGGCGAGACCCGCGACGCGUGCGGCUGCUGCCCCAUGUGCGCGCGCGGCGAGGGCGAGCCGUGCGGGGGCGGCGGCGCGGGCAGGGGGUUCUGCGCGCCCGGCAUGGAGUGCGUGAAGAGCCGCAAGAGGCGGAAGGGUAAAGCCGGGGCAGCAGCCGGGGGCCCGGGCGUGAGCGGCGUGUGCCUGUGCAAGAACCGCUACCCGGUGUGCGGCAGCGACGGCAACACCUACCCCACCGCGUGCCAGCUGCGCGCCGCCAGCCUGAGGGCCGAGAGCCGCGGGGAGAAGGCCGUCACCCAGGUCAGCAAGGGCACCUGCGAGCAAGGUCCUUCCAUUGUGACUCCCCCCAAGAACAUCUGGAAUGUCACUGGUGCCAAGGUGUACUUGAGCUGUGAGGUCAUCGGAAUCCCAACCCCUGUGCUCAUCUGGAACAAGGUAAAAAAGGACGAUAACAGAUUUCACAGGACAGAACUCUUGCCUGGUGACCGGGACAACCUGGCCAUUCAGACACGAGGCGGCCCAGAAAAGCAUGAAGUAACGGGCUGGGUGCUGCUAUCUCCACUCAGUAAGGAAGAUGCUGGAGAAUAUGAGUGCCAUGCAUCCAACUCCCAAGGACAAGCUUCAGCAUCAGCAAAAAUUACAGUGGUCGACAGCUUACAUGAAAUACCAGUGAAUAAAGGUGAAAGUGCCAAGCUAUAAACCUGAAGAAUAUAUUAGUCUACAUAGCUAAAUGUAGUCAUGGAUAACUACUACCCUGUUCUUGCCUAAUAACCAGUUUCUUUUCAUCCAGUCCACUAACACCUUAGUUAUAUUCACCGACUUUACAUAAAGAUAACACAUCAAGACUAUCUACAAAAAUUUAUUACCUAUUUACAGAAGAAAAGCAUGCAUAUCAUCAAACAAAACAAAUAAAAUGCUUUUUCUCACAAUG